This is a messenger RNA of Puccinia graminis f. sp. tritici CRL 75-36-700-3, 1540 nucleotides long. RefSeq lists its product as uncharacterized. Gene Ontology annotation, cellular component: plasma membrane. Gene Ontology annotation, molecular function: water channel activity. Lineage: Eukaryota; Fungi; Basidiomycota; Pucciniomycetes; Pucciniales; Pucciniaceae. The record is from RefSeq and is a predicted model, not a curated record. Gene Ontology annotation, biological process: transmembrane transport. Bases 188 to 1231 code for a protein of 347 amino acids. The transcript has 8 exons.
CCACAACCGAAUUAAUUCACUGGCUGGUGCACAAGGGCGGUCAACCGACUGCAAGCGAGAGAGCUUGAACAUGAGCUUCGCCAAAAUCUCUUAAAAGCUUUGCAUCAACCGAUCCAUCUCUUGUUUCGCUAAUAUUCCAGACCAGUUUUCCUCCUAUCACUUUCUUUGGGUAAACGCACCACCCAUCAUGCCUCAUACAGUCACCGUUACCCGAUUGAAACUCAGUCAUCUAAAAUUCACUCGAGAGGACCUGCGAAGAGACUUCAAAAAUGACAUGGUUGCAGCUUUCGGCGAAUUCGUCGGUACAUUCACUUUUAUGCUCCUGGGACUUGGUGGCAUUCAAGCCGCUGGUACUUCCAAUUCCGCCACACUGGCUCGAGCGGCCACGCAGACUGCGAGUGAGACCAGUAAAGGUGCCAGUGCUAUUAACACCGUGGCUACCAUCGAGCAAUUAACGUAUAUCUCGGUCUCGAUGGGAUUGAGUUUGCUGUUUUCAGCUUGGAUCUUCUAUCGUGCCACGGGUGCAGCUUUCAACCCAAACGUCUCAUUCGCCUUGGUCUUGGUGGGGGUCAUUAGCCCAACAAGAUUUUUCUUUUAUGUGAUUUCUCAAUUUGCGGGCGCAAUCACUGCCUGUGGAUUGCUUGAAAUCCUAUUACCGGGACCUUUGGCAGUAACCCCAGCCUUGGGAGCUGAUACCAAUUCUGCACAAGGCGUCUUCAUCGAAUGUUUCAUCACAUGCGCUUUGAUCUUAUCUGUGUUGUUUUUGGCCGUAGAGAAGCAUCGAGCCACCUUCUUGGCACCGCUCGGAAUCGGUAUCACUCUCUUUGCUGGACAUCUAUUUGCCGUCGUAUACACUGGAGCUGCUACCAACACGGCUAGGGCGUUUGGGCCGUCUGUUAUCACGGGUUUCGGAAAUGACCAUUGGGUGUAUUGGGUUGGUCCGACGCUUGGGUCAUUCUUGGCUGUCACGAUUUAUACGCUUAUGAAACGAUUCAAGUACUGGCGAUUGAACCUUGAACAAGAUACCGACAAGGGCAGCAAAUCCCCAGAUUUGUUCUUUCAAGAAAAAAUCGAAGCCGGCACUGAUAAACCUAACAAUGCUCAGCGACUCCUGCCAAGUCUUGGCCAAAUCACCGAUCUCCUCAGGGGCAAUGCAAACAACGAGGAAGGUCAUCACGAAUCCGGCCCAAGUGGUCACCCAACGCAAUCCAUAGGUUCUGAAAUCGUUUGAUUUUCCGACUAGCACUCCGCCUACUUUAUCCACUUCAUUUUCAUUUUUACAAUCGUUUGUAUAUAGUUGGACCCCGUCAACUGUGCUUGGAUUUUCUUGCUAUACCUACUUUUUCUUUUCGCUACAAACUCGCAUGUAGCUUUAAUCCUAAUCUGUUAAUUUUGGCUUUUAUGACGAAUAAAACAUGAAAUUUCCCUUCCAAGACUUUUCUCAGUGUCUUCCAGAUUUUUAUGUACAGUGGGUAAUCAAAAGUUGUCUAAAUUCUCUUCAACCUAUGUAACGAUAUCCCCAGAAUAAGUACACCUGCUG